AUGAAGUCCUUCUCUCCUGUUGCGCUGGCACUGUUCGCCGUUGUUGGCAUGGUGACCGCGGCCGAUAUGAGCACCUCGGACUGCGCUAACAUGUGCAUCUCAAACAUGAAUGCCAAGGCGUCCGAACUGGGCUGCUCGUCCGGCGAUAUGACCUGCCUGUGCAAGAGCCAGGACUACGAGUGGGGUGUUCGUGACUGCACCGACCAGGCCUGCCCUGGCUCCAGCCCGCAAGAGGCUGUCCAGAUGGCUCUAUCCAAAUGCCCUGGCGGUUCCGGCUCAGGAUCAGGAUCUGGAUCGGUAUCUAGCUCUGGCGCUGCUGGUGGUGCGACGACCAGCAUCAUGACCGGUACCACCACGUUGACUGGCGCCAAUGGCCAGCCCACGGCCACUUUGACCAACACUGAGACCGAGACCAAGACCGGCAAUGAGCACCUGGGCUCUAGCUCGACAUCCACUGGUGCUGCUAUGCCCAUGGCCACCGUCGGCAGCGGUGCCGCAGUCCUGGGUCUGGCCGCGAUGCUGGUGCUGUAA
Molecule: messenger RNA, 531 nt
Organism: Penicillium lagena
Lineage: Eukaryota; Fungi; Ascomycota; Eurotiomycetes; Eurotiales; Aspergillaceae
Product: CFEM domain-containing protein
Exons: 4
Coding region: 1-531 (176 amino acids)
Source: RefSeq, a predicted model, not a curated record